Messenger RNA from Oryza sativa Japonica Group (Japanese rice), 1256 nucleotides. NCBI's taxonomy places the organism in Eukaryota, Viridiplantae, Streptophyta, Magnoliopsida, Poales, Poaceae. The record is from RefSeq and is a predicted model, not a curated record.
GUCCUCCUCACUCUCCCACUCCACGAGACGGCUUGACUUUCUUCGUCUUCUCCUCCUCCUCCGCUUCGCCUCCUCGCGCAGAUCCCGACGCACACCUCGCGCCCGCGCCGCCUAUAAAUUCCCCCGCCUCGCCGUUGCCGCCGCCGCGGGAAGCGAGGCGAAGCGAGGGAGCGCGUCUAGAUCCGCACCGGCGAAACGACCCAAGCUGCCUUUCCCGUCGCCGCACGCAUCAUCCGGGCUCUGUUGCUGCUGCUAUACCGCGCCCGUUCGCUGUAGCAGCAGGAGGAGGAGGAGGAGGAGCGGAGUGGUGGCGAUGGCGGCGAGGAAGAAUGCCGGUGUCCUCGCGCUCUUCGACGUCGACGGCACCCUCACCGCGCCCCGCAAGGUGGUGACGCCGGAGAUGCUCCAGUUCAUGAAGCAGCUGCGCGAGCAUGUCACUGUGGGCGUGGUUGGGGGAUCUGAUCUGGUGAAGAUUUCCGAACAACUCGGCAAAUCAGUUACUACUGAUUACGAUUACUGCUUCUCUGAAAAUGGCCUGGUCGCGCACAAGAACGGCGAACUCAUUGGAACUCAAAGUUUGAAAUCGUUUCUUGGAGAUGAUCAGCUAAAGGAAUUUAUUAACUUCACGCUUCAUUACAUUGCUGACUUGGACAUCCCAAUCAAAAGGGGUACAUUCAUAGAGUUCCGAAGUGGAAUGCUGAAUGUGUCGCCCAUAGGGAGAAAUUGUAGUCAAGAAGAACGUGAUGAGUUUGAAAAGUAUGAUAAGGUACAUAACAUUCGGCCUAAAAUGGUCUCAGUGCUUCGUGAAAAGUUCGCCCACUUGAACUUGACAUUUUCUAUUGGAGGGCAGAUUAGUUUUGAUGUGUUCCCACAAGGCUGGGACAAAACUUACUGCUUGAGAUAUCUUGAGGAAUUUCAAGAAAUCCAUUUCUUUGGGGACAAAACCUACAAGGGAGGCAAUGAUUAUGAGAUAUUUGAGUCUGACCGGACAAUUGGACAUACAGUUACCAGUCCUGAUGAUACAGCAGAGCAGUGCAGAUCUCUCUUCAUGUCGAAGUGACCUGAUUACCGUGCAUUUUAUUUAUUUUACAUAGCAUUCCUCACAUUUCCUGUAUUUCCCUUUUUUUUAUACCAUACAAGUGCUGCUUCUUACAGAAUGUACUUCUCCGUAUUCACAAGUUUCAGAUUAUAUGUGUACACUUUGGUUCAAAUAAAUGAGAGCUGGCAUUGUUUACCCCGUCUGGCUGGUUUUAAAA